This is a messenger RNA of Sclerotinia borealis F-4128, 2481 nucleotides long. Lineage: Eukaryota; Fungi; Ascomycota; Leotiomycetes; Helotiales; Sclerotiniaceae. The record is from the annotation of a GenBank genome assembly.
AUGCGCACUUCUCUGCUCGCCCUUGGCUUUGCCGCCAGAGCUCUUGCUCAAACAGCUGCCUCAUAUGUGGAUGCCAACACUGGUAUCACAUUUGAGGGUGUUACGGACACUACCGGCUUUCAGUAUGGUAUGGUUAUGGAGGCCAAUGCCACAUCUGACUUUAUUGGUCAAAUCGUAUUUCCAAGCACGGAUGGUUCAGGAUACGGAGGUAUCUCAUUGACUGGUGAUAUGGUUGGCAGCAUGUUGAUUGUUGCUUGGCCAAGUGGAACUGAUGUCAUCGCUUCGUUGCGUGAGACUAGUGGAUACACUUCUCCAGGCGCCUACGCAAACGCCACUGCACAACUGUUGCCAAUUGCAGAUGGUACCUUUGUUAACUCAACUCAUAUGUCAUACACUUUCCUUUGCCAAGCUUGCAUUGGAAACACUUAUACUUUCGCGUCUGGUGCUACUCAAGUUAUCGUUGGAUGGGCUCUUGGUAAUGGCACGGUUACAAACGCUGCAUCUGCUUCUGAUGCUACUUUCACAUACCACGGUACCGGGUAUGGUGAUUUCGGCAUCACAACUGCCAGUGCGGUUAACGGCAACUACGCAACCUGGGCCGCCAUGGCUAGUACCGUUGUCGCCAGCAACAUAACCGCAUCAAGUACCACUACAACCUGCUCAAACACUACCGUGUCAACUUCUGACUCGACCUACGACUAUAUAAUUGCAGGUGCUGGGCCAGCCGGUAUCAUCGUUGCAGAGCGUCUCGCCGAGAGCGGUGCAUCUGUCUUGAUGUUGGAAAGAGGAAAUGUUUCCACUUAUGCUAGUGGUGGUCGAGCCACUGUUUCAUGGAAUGAUACUGUCACUCAAUAUGAUGUUCCUUCCAUGUCAUACUAUCUCACAACCGCCUCUGUCACCGACGAGUACUGCACAGACACUGCCUCGAUGGCUGGAUGUCUUCUUGGUGGUGGUACAAUGGUUAACGCUUUGAUGUUUGUUCGUCCACAAGAAGCUGAUUUCGAUGACAAGUGGCCAACUGGAUGGAAGUGGACCGAUGUCAGUGCAUCAGCCGACAGACUCUACGAGCGUAACCCUGGUACUACCUCCCCUACUGCAAACGAUCAACGUUACGAUCAGACCGCUUGGACCAUAAUUUCUUCAUUUUUGGGUGGUCUCGGAUGGUCCGAAGUUGAUGCUAUCGAAUCACCAAAUAAGAAGACUCAAGUUUACUCUCACCCACCUUGGGAUAUCCAAGAUGGUCUCCGUGCUGGUCCAGUCAAAUCAUACUACCCUCUCGCCACCGCUUUGAGUAACUUCAAGGCCCAACUCAACACGAAGGUUGUUAGAGGUAUCCGAAGUACUACCAACAGCACAACUUUCUCUGGUAUUGAAGUUGAGAACGUCAGCACAGGUGUCAACCAAAUCAUCAACCUCAAUGCAGGUGGUAAGCUCAUACUCGCGGGUGGAGCAAUGUCUACUCCCCGUAUAUUGAUGAACAGUGGUAUUGGUCCAACCGAUCAAAUUACAACCGUAAAAAACGGUCGCAGCUGUGUUACCCUCCCGAGUGAAUCUGACUGGAUUGACCUCCCAGUAGGCAAGAACCUCAAGGAUCAUCCAAUCUUCACUCUCCUCUUCAACGUCACCGGUUCCAUGGCCAGCAAUUCUACUUCCAUGUUAUCUACCGCCUUCACCAGCCCAGACACCACUAACAUUGAUCUCUUCGCCCAACAAACCGGACCACUGGUACAAUCGGGCCAAAGAUUGAACUUCUGGACUUCCCUCAAUACCACCACCGAUACCAAAUACUUCCAAGGAACGUGUAAUUCCCCCGCCGACGGCCAAGUUCGUAUCAAGCUCUAUCUCACCCACGGCUUAACAUCCUCCGGUGUCCUCGGCAUCACGAGCGCAGGCGCCACGGAAUUCACCACCAACCCCUGGAUGAACACCGCCGACGAUAAAUCAGCCGUCGUAACCAUGAUCGACUAUCUUCUCCACGCCGCUACCAACAGCAGCAUUCUCGUUCCCGCAGAUAGCACCAUUACCGGGGCUUCUAUGGUCGCAGCCGCCAAUUACGUCACCGGGGAUCAUUUUACCGGUACGGCUAUCAUGGGUGCGACGAAUGAUGGAUCGAGUGUCGUGGAUACGGAUACUAAGGUUUGGGGCACGGAUAACUUGUUCGUGGUGGAUGCAUCGAUGCAUCCGGAUAUGCCGACGGGUAAUACACAGGCGAUUAUUAUGGUGGCUGCGGAGCAGGCUGCGCAGAAAAUCUUGGCGUUGAGUGGUGAGACGAUUUCGUCUAGUGCAAGUACGGCCACUACUUCAACUUCGUCUUCUUCUGGUAGCAGUAGCAGUAGCGCUGCUCCGGUUACAGCUUCAGCUCCAGCUGUUUCAAGUAUUUCUACUUCUGCUUCUUCGGCGGCUACUACAGCUACAAGUGCUGAUUCUGAUGAUGCUGAUGAUGACGAUACUUGUCCUAUUGGCUACGAGCUUGUCGAAUAG